AUGAGAAGAUGUGGUCCAACACCAGCUUUGACAAUCUUCGUCGCUUACGCUCCAACAUCAAGUUACGAAGAAGAAGAAGUCGAAGCUUUCUAUAUGGACCUGGAGAAGUUCUACCGAGAAGAUCGUGCCUUCUGCAAGGUCAUAAUUGGCGAUUUCAACUCCAAAGUUGGCCCAAGAAGAAAGCCUGAAGAACUUCACAUCGGGACCCACGGCCUACAAUGGAAUGAUCAGGGGGAGAGGCUCUCCGAGUUCAUCAUGACGAGUAAGACCAUACAUGGGAACUCGCAAUUCCAAAAGCUCUCUUCUCUACGCUGGACGUGGGAGUCACCCGGUUGA
Messenger RNA from Necator americanus (New World hookworm), 336 nucleotides. RefSeq lists its product as uncharacterized. Bases 1 to 336 code for a protein of 111 amino acids. The transcript has a single exon. The record is from RefSeq and is a predicted model, not a curated record. NCBI's taxonomy places the organism in Eukaryota, Metazoa, Nematoda, Chromadorea, Rhabditida, Ancylostomatidae.